Molecule: messenger RNA, 681 nt
Organism: Paralichthys olivaceus (Japanese flounder)
Lineage: Eukaryota; Metazoa; Chordata; Actinopteri; Pleuronectiformes; Paralichthyidae
Source: RefSeq, a predicted model, not a curated record
AUGCCUGAGGCUCAGCAGUUGUCCGUGAUGAGGCUGCAGUAUGAUCUGAUGAAGAAAUGUGAAGACCAGAUAUUGAAGCAAAUUGAGGAGCUGCUUUGCCAGAAGAGUCAUCUUAUGGAGCGUCUAGCCAAGAUAAAGAAGGAAUCUAAAGAAGAAGAGGAAAGCUUCCUUCAAGAGAUCUCAAGGUUCAACAGUGACUUCAGUCUUCCAGGGAACAGAGGAACAGUGUUCGAGAGCCAAACACACACUGAGUUCCUGGACCUGGAGGGGGACGUGGAAUCAUUAUACAAAGAGAUGGAGCUGAUGAGCCAUGGGAACAGUCACAUGAUCACUCUGCAGGAGGAGAAGCGAGCGCUCCAGCUGGAGCUCCAGGGCCUGGAUGAUAACCGGAAAGACCUGGAUCAGCAGCUGAGUUUGGCUGAAGCAACGACAGAAUCUCUGAGAGCAGAGAGCCUGAUUGUCAGUCAGAAACCUCUCACCGACAGCACCUGUCUGAGACUCAGGCAGGAGCUGGAGAGGCAUAAAAACGGAGAGCUGGAGCUUCUGCGAGAGACGCUCAGCUCAGAAAUCCAGUUCCUUCAGACCAAGCUGGAGAGCAGCCAAAGAGCUGAGCAGCGUUAGAGCAUCGUUAACACCCAUUCACUCAUUGUCUCUUCGGUUAAAAGAACAUACAUAAGUAAG